Messenger RNA from Durio zibethinus, 2093 nucleotides. RefSeq names its product farnesylcysteine lyase-like. NCBI's taxonomy places the organism in Eukaryota, Viridiplantae, Streptophyta, Magnoliopsida, Malvales, Malvaceae. Gene Ontology annotation, biological process: prenylcysteine catabolic process; prenylated protein catabolic process. Gene Ontology annotation, molecular function: prenylcysteine oxidase activity. The record is from RefSeq and is a predicted model, not a curated record.
AUGUCACAGUUCGACACAAAUAUCCCAGCAACUAUGACCGUGGAAAUGAUUGAGAGUAGCACCGUUUCAUACUUACAACAAAAAAAAGAGUUUUUCAAAUCCAGUUUCAGUUUCAGAUUCCAUAUCCUGCUAAUCCUUUCUUUAAAACCUCUCAUCUUCUGCGUAUCCACCGAUGCUCCAACUCCGCCCACUGUCUGCAUCGUCUGCAGCGGCAUCGGCGGUUCUCCCGUCGCCCACUUCCUUCGCCACUGCUUCCAUCCUACACCUUCCCAACCCAGUCCUCCUAACAUCAGUAUCUUUGAGCGUAGGUCCAUCGUCGGUGGUCGCAUGGCCACAAUCAAAGUUGGCGGCGACACUUUUGAGGCUGGUGCUUCGAUUCUUCAUCCCAAGAACUACCACGCGCUUAACUACACGAAGCUUCUUGGGUUGAAGAUGAAACCGCCGUCUACGUCGGAGGAUGAUGAUUCGAUGUCGUUCGGGAUUUGGGAUGGGAAGAAGUUUGUUUUCAAAACCCUUCAAGUUGAUUCCAAAUUUCCAAUGGUGCAGAAAAUUGUUUCUUUUGUCAAUUCUUUUUACUUGUUCUUCCGCUACGGCUUCUCCCUUCUCAAGAUGAAUAGCUUCGUUGAGAGUACUUUGGAUAACUUCUUAAAGUACUAUGAAAGCCCUGAAAUGAGACCCGUCUUUGAGACAGUGGAUGAGAUGCUUAAAUGGGCUGGUUUAUAUGAUCUCACAACUCGAACUUUGCAAGAUGAACUCAUUGACACCAAGUUGUCUCCCUUAUUGAUAGAAGAGCUUGUCACCGUCAUAACAAGAAUCAAUUAUGGUCAAAGUGUCUAUAUCAGUGGACUUGCUGGGGCAGUUUCAUUGGCAGGAUCUGGGGGAGGAUUAUGGUCCAUUGAAGGAGGGAACUGGCAGAUGGCUGCAGGACUAAUUAAUAAUUCUGAUGUCUCUUUGCACCUGAAUGAAGAAAUAGAAUCCAUCUCUUACCUUGGAGAAUAUUAUGAACUUAACUCCACAAAAGGAAACAGUUAUUCAUGUGGAGUCACAGUAGUUGCUCCACCCCUUGAUGAAGUAAAUAUCCAAUUUACACCUUCAAUUUCAAUUCCUGAGAGGAAAUUGCAGCAUACACAUGCAACUUUUGUGAGAGGCCUCUUGAAUCCAGCAUAUUUUGGCCUGGGUGCUGCUGCAGAGAUUCCAAAACUGGUUGGCACAGUAGAGGAUCCCGGCCUUCCAUUCUUGAGCAUUUCAGUUCUCAAGCAACAUGAGGAAAAAGAUGUAACUUACAAAGUAUUUUCUCGAGAACCAAUGGUAGAUGCAUUGCUGGAUAGCAUUCUUAGUGCAAGGCAGCAAACAAUUCGAGUAAAUUGGGGAGCCUAUCCUCAUUACAAUGCUUCGGAAGUAUUCGCACCAUUUAUUUUGGAUGGUCAACAUUUGUACUAUGUGAAUGCAUUUGAGAAUGCAGCUAGUACCAUGGAGACAAGUGCCGUUGCAGCUGAGAAUGUAGCGAGGCUGAUCUUGUCAAGAUAUUUUAGUGAAGCAUCCCUGCUGCAUUCAUCAAACUCGAAGAGCUUUAAUCCUGAUGCCGACAUGUUACAGUUGGACUUGUAGCCUAAAGUUGCUGUAAAUAUUGGUAUGUAAAAUUGAUCACUCAAUAAUGUGAAAUCAAAUUGUAGAAUAUACAAAGACUAGCUGGUGAAGAUGCCAAUCUAAAUUUGCUGCUGGAGACAACAAGAUAUUGAGGGGCGAAAGUUUGCUAGUAAUUAAUCUCGUAGGUCUCAGCGAACCCUUUUGCGACGAACCUUUCUUUAUCUCGAUCUGCACUUCCAUGUGACUAGUAUUUGACAUUGAAGAUCCAUUUGCAUCCUAUAAGUUCUUUUUCUUCUGGUAAAUUUAAGAGUUCCCAAGUAAGAACCAUUAUUUUCCAAUUGAUGUUCUCCGUUCUUGGUGUUUCCCUUUUUCUUUUUUUUCAAAGCUUCAUGAAUAAUGUUUGGAAUUUCUAUAUUGGAGAGGUUAGUGACAAAGGUACGAUAACUUGGAGAUAAUCCUCUAUAGCACAUAAAAUUUUGGUCAAAUUAUGUAAGAUGUACUUAUAU